Messenger RNA from Aegilops tauschii subsp. strangulata, 2846 nucleotides. NCBI's taxonomy places the organism in Eukaryota, Viridiplantae, Streptophyta, Magnoliopsida, Poales, Poaceae. The record is from RefSeq and is a predicted model, not a curated record.
AUGGAGCCCGUGCGGUUCCCUGUGGCCGCGCCGGCGGAGAUUCCUGCUCCUGCUCCGGCCGGUUCAAGUGCGGACGCCCAGAUCUAUCGGCCGGCAGCAUCCUGCGGGGAUAAGGCUCAGGGGUCCGAGCACUCAAUAGAGCAGUUGGACCCAAAGACACCAGGAUGGACGCAAAGGGUGCGUGUAGGUGCUGCUGCUCCAGGAAGGCCUCCUUGUGCGGACAGGAUCACGGCGCUGGAGAAAACCAUUAGAGAGUUUGCGGAUCAUCCAAGAGACAUAGUUAUGGUGCCAAAGAUUGGAACAAGUUUCGACACCCUCGGAGAAGCAUACGACUUUUACAAUUUAUACUCAUGGGAGAAAGGGUUUGGAAUUCGCUACGGAAAGAGUAGGCUGAACGUGAACAGGAGCAAGUGUAUGCAAGAGAUCGUGUGUGGAUGCGCGGUGACCAUGGGAAGCCAAUCGUUGAGAAUUCUCGUUCGUGCCAGUGUGAAUGCCCAUCCCUCAUCAGACUAUUCUCGUUCGUGCCAGUGUGAAUGCCCAUCCCUCAUCAGACUACUGAGAACAAAGGACAAUGGAUGGUACAUAGCAGAGCAUCGAGAUGGACACAACCAUGCAUUGUCACAAACAUAUGGCCAGACAAUACACUGGCCGUCACACAAGCAUAUUGACGUUUACAGCAAGGAUUUAGUGAAGCAGUUGAGGCAGAACAAUGUCAAUUUGUCAAAAGUCUACAUCAUUAUUGGCAGCUUUUUUGGAAAGAUGGAGAAUGUGCCAUUUACCAAAAGAGCUCUGCGGAAUUUGUGUGGCAAGAUAAGCCGGGAGCAAGCAGAAGAUGAUGUUAGGAAAACAAUGGAAGUGUUUCAUGAUCUGUGCUCAAAGGAUCCACAAUUCACGUAUCGAGUUCAGGCAGACAAAGAGGGCAGGAUCAGCAACUUGAUGUGGGCUACAGGGAACAGUAGGCUCCAGUACAACUUCUUUGGGGAUGUCAUUACAUUUGACACAACCUAUAGGACCAACCUGUAUGACAUGCCAUUUGGGUUAUUUGUUGGAGUGAACAACCAUUUCCAGAGUAUCAUACUAGCUGGUGUGCUAGUUCGGCAUGAGACAGAGGAAACAUUUGAGUGGGUCUUCUCAGAGUUUGUUAGGAUAAUGGGGGGGAGGGCGCCACAAACAAUACUUACCGAUCAAAACAGGGAGAUGGAGGUUGCCAUAAGUAAUGUCAUGCCAAACACGGCUCACCGGUGGUGCAAGUGGCAUGUGCUAAAGAAGGCAAAAGAGUCGCUUGGCCCAUUGUACACAAAGAAGAGUGAUUUUCAACCAGAGUUUCACAAGGUUGUCAACCACAUGCUAACCAUAGAUGAGUUUGAGGAUGGCUGGAAGUACUUAAUAGAGAAAUACAACUUGAAAAGUCAUGACUACAUGACUAAUUUGUUUGAAAUACGUCACAAAUGGGCAAAGCCCUACUUCAAGGGGGUGUUCUGUGCAAAAAUGACCAGUACACAACGGAGUGAAAGCGCAAAUCACAUGCUAAAGAACUACGCGCCGCCUGGUUGCCCUAUGCAUGUUUUUGUGAGGAAGUAUAUGAGUUUAAUUUUUGACCGCGAGUCAGAAGAAAAUUAUGAGGAAAAGCGGACAGCAAUUGGGAGGCCACUCAUGCGAGCAAAUAUGGCAACUGAGAGACACGCUGGGAAGAUUUACACAAGAGCUAUGUUCGAGCAGUUUGGCCAUAUACUGUAUGAGUGUGGUGCAUAUCAGGUAGAAGAAAAAGAAAAAGGGAAAGAGUAUAUCGCAAUACAUACAGAUGCUGCACGGCGGGAGAAGUGGUGCAAAACCUCAUACAAGGUGACGGUGAUUGAAGGUGGAGAUGAAUUUGAUUGCGAGUGCGGACAGUUUGCCCACAUGGGGCUGUUGUGCAGCCAUAUACUGAAGGUAAUGGACUUCAUUCGUGUGACAGAAAUCCCAAAGAAGCACAUUGUGAAAAGGUGGACACGAGAUGCGAGAGAUGUGCUUCCAGCCCACCUGAUGCAGUACCAGAGAGACAACGCUCAGGAAAACCCAUUUAGUUUCAGGCAUUUCAAUCUGUACAAGCAAGCCAUGGAGCUUGUACGCAUGGGAGACUCAAGUGUGGCAGCUUACGACCGCUUGACAUCACUAUUCAAUCACUGUGCAGCCGAGAUGAAGCUGUACACGGAUGUCAGAGAUGGCCUAGGUUUGGAGUACAGGUUAGCCGACAAUGGUACUGUUCAGAAAAUGUUACAAUCAGGAGGCGACGUAUGCAAUCCGUUCGAAGCUACACAAGUCGACGACGGAAACGAUGACAGCAACUCGUCUAAUGAGUCUGCAAAUAGGAUCGAUAACCUGCUGGCACCUGCCAGACGGAAGCAAGUUGGGAGGCCGACAAUGAGUAGGGAGAAGGCGCCAUACAAAGGUUUAAGUAAGAGAACUAGGUUCUGCGGGAUAUGUAGGCAGUAGGGACACAAGCGGACAACCUGUCACGAAUGAGGAGAUGUACCAAAGCAGCCACGCAAACCAGCAAGAUGCAAGAAUUGUGGAGUUGAAGGACACCGGAGGAACAAUUGCCACAAGGCCGCGCAACUAAGGCUGGUUUAAUGCUCGAAAGAGCUAUAUGGUGUCCAUCUUAAUAAGAUAAAUUUCAAUUUCAUCCUACUGACCUAUUUUUGAUAUCUGAGGACUAGACGUAACCCAGGUACCAUGUAUGUUUAGCUGUUAUCUGUUAAACCAGUUUCAUCCUAUUGAAAUGUUUGCUCUGAAUUUUCUGAAUAUGUACUGGUCAUGUUGAUCAUGUAUACGGUUGUUAAAUUUUAGAGUUAAUACCACAAUUGGUA